This is a messenger RNA of Hemibagrus wyckioides, 2661 nucleotides long. RefSeq names its product UBX domain protein 6 (gene ubxn6). NCBI's taxonomy places the organism in Eukaryota, Metazoa, Chordata, Actinopteri, Siluriformes, Bagridae. Gene Ontology annotation, cellular component: cytoplasm. Gene Ontology annotation, molecular function: protein binding. The transcript is spliced from 11 exons. The record is from RefSeq and is a predicted model, not a curated record. Bases 125 to 1441 code for a protein of 438 amino acids.
CUCUGUAGCGUCGCUCCUCCUCCUGUGGAUGUAAACAGAUUACUUUGCAGGCUUCAUAAGUCAGUCCUACAUUUUUCCUUUCUGUUUUUUUUUUUUGUAUUAUUUUAAUAUUGCCACAUUAACAAUGAAGAAGUUUUUCGAAGACAUUAAGAAGGAUAUCAAAUUUAAGUCAGCGGGACCAGGGAAGAAACUGACUGAGGACACCAGCACUAAGGCUCCCGCUGGGCAGACGGUUAACCAGGCUAAGCCUCGUGCUGCCCCCACUGAAAGCACACAGAGAGCCGGAGCUGCUGCUCUGGCCAGGAUCGAGCAGCAGCACAAACCUCGACCAUACACAUCACAGGACGCCAUCAGAAACCAGGUGAAGAGGGAGCUCGAGGCCGAGGCUGCAGCCACCACAGUGGAACAUAAAAUCACAGACAUCGAGGGUACUCAUGUUCCAGAGAAUGUGGCUGCAUGUUUUUCUGUGUCUGGAGUGUACUUCAUCUGCCCUCUGACUGGAGAAACGUUAAAGAAGAGCGAGAGAGAGACACACGUCAAGGAGGCCAUUCUUCUGAGAUUCUCCGAAAAUCCAGUGGAGGCUUCUGUUAUGAUGAUGCACACUUUUAACAAAGACAGAGAGAAAGUGAAGGGUGCCAUCGAUAUCAUCAGCAAGUAUAUUGAUAAUAUCUGUAAGAAUCCAACAGAAGAGAAGUACAGGAAGAUUAAAGUCAGCAACAAAGUGUUCCAGGAGAAGGUGAGUGUGAUCGAGGGAAGCAGGGAGUUCUUGCAGGCUGUGGGGUUUGAGAGCACUAUGCUACCAGUGGAUGGACAAGAGAACACAGAAGAGUUCUUGGUGUUGGCUGAGCAGGAUGCUGCAGCUCUGGAGCAGUUAAAAAUAAAGAAGGAGCAGCUGCAGAACGGAGAACCCAUCCGGGCCAAGCUGGACCGCCAGGCAAAAGCUUUCAGACCCUCACAGCAUGCAACGCGCUUUGAGCUGCCUCCAGACUUUUACAACCUGACUGCUGAGGAGCUGAAACGAGAACAGCAGCACAAAAGCGAUUUAGUGGAAAGGAACGCCAUGCUGCGAACAAAAGCCAUGCGGGAAAAAGACGAGCAAAGGGAGAGAAGGAAGUAUAACUAUGCCCUAAUAAGAGUUCGGUUACCGGAUGGAAACAUACUACAGGGCACCUUCUGGGCAUGGGACAAGUUAGCAGUGCUGUACCAAUUUGUGCGUGACUCCCUGGAGAACGGUUGGCAGCCCUUUGAGCUUGUUGCACCAGGAAGCCAAAAACUGAAGGAUGACGAGGAAUUGGCGCUAAAUGAAUGCAACCUUGUCCCUGCCGCUCUGUUGACCUUCUCCUGGGACGCUGCAGUUCAAGCAGACAUCGCCGCAGCUGGAGGACAGAGUAGCUCUCUACUGAAACCAGAACUGCUAGAGAAUUUGCCGACCCUGAGCUGAACAACUGCUGCCCCCGCUGUCCUCUGCUCACCCUGCGUGGGCCUCCUCUGCCACUCUGCGGUUGUAUUUUCCUAAUGGAGUGCACAUCACCCUGCGUUCAGUAACCAGAAUGCUGAUAGUGUUACAGGAUAAGAAUCAUUCACAAGAUUUGUGUUUUAGUCUGUACUGAAAUGAGCUAUGGCUCAUUUGGUCAGGAGAGCCAACACGACUGGCGAAGCGUCCAUCAUUUCCUGCUGACGAGAUCGUUUUAGAAGGAUUUGUGUGAUGUAGUGUUCAAUGUUGUGUUUGUAUUCUAAAAAGAAAAAGGAAAUUCCUAUUGCACUGUGAUGCUGUCCAUUGUAACUUAUCUUUUAGAAGAGAUUACUCUUACGGUCCACUUUAUUAGAAAUACGUGCACAUUCAUGCAGCAUGGGAAGAUUAGGUAAAAAUAAAAAUAGCCUGGUCUUUUUUUCCAGUUAUCAGCUGUCCUGUUUAGGGGGGGUGUGCCUAUUUUAAAUUGGGUAAGGAUGAGUCCCAACUUAUCAACAGUUUCUAAAAUAUUAAAUAAAUUAGCCCAUCUGGUAUCAACAGUCAUGUUGUCACACUGUCUGAUGUUUGAUGUGAACAUUAACUCUAGCUGCAUGUUGCGACCAUGUGAUCGGCUCAAUAGAUAACUGCAUGAACGUAAUAGGUGUUCCUAUUAAAGUGGAUAUCCAAGCUUUAUUUUUAAUUAAAUCAUAUGUGAAAGAGAUUUAAGCACUUUUCAGGUUAAACACUAAAUUAAAAAAAAAACAAAGCAAGCUAUAGCAUCCCUCUUUUGAUAAAAAAAAAAAUUAUAACAAAUGUCCUUGACUUCAAUUGUAUUUAAUUUAUCCAAGUCAAUAUUUUCUUACUUUUCAUUUCAGAUUUGAAAAAGGAAGAGAUUAAUGUUAAUAUUGUUUUCUGUUCUAAACUCUUUCCAGAAAACAGGACAACAGCCUACCUCCUUACACCCCAGUACACCGUGUGAGAGAACCCUGAACACUAGACAUGUAAUGUGCUUGCUUUAGCUAGCUGGUAUUUUAAUGCAUCUCUCACUGCUUUUCCAGCCACAAUAUGGAAAUGUGCUCAUUAGGCCUUUCUGUUGGUCAGACAAUAAGAAUGUAACGGAUAUAUAACAAUAUUUCACAUGCUAUAAAUCACAUUGUUCUGUGUUUGCCUAAUACAAAUCUACUGUAAUAAAGUGUAAGGAAGCAUCGUCA